Messenger RNA from Rhododendron vialii, 2849 nucleotides. RefSeq names its product YTH domain-containing protein ECT4-like. Gene Ontology annotation, molecular function: mRNA binding. NCBI's taxonomy places the organism in Eukaryota, Viridiplantae, Streptophyta, Magnoliopsida, Ericales, Ericaceae. Gene Ontology annotation, cellular component: cytoplasm. The record is from RefSeq and is a predicted model, not a curated record. Bases 290 to 2362 code for a protein of 690 amino acids. The transcript has 8 exons. Gene Ontology annotation, biological process: mRNA destabilization.
UUCUCUCUCUCUCUCUCCGCGUCUCUCUUUUCUCUCUCAUUUUUCCCACCAAGAAGGCCUGCUACUACUUUUCAAGAGUCUCUCUGUUCUCUCUCUCCAAUGUCUACUUUGGCUUAUUUGGGUUAGGGUUUCUUAGCCGUGUCCGCUUUGACGAACGAGAUGUUGCAUAAAACCCUCCUCUCUAUGCAAAACCCUCCACUCUAUCUCUAACUUCUCCUUGUUGAUCUCAAAGGGCUUACUAGGUCAAGCAUGGUUUGAAUUACCUCUUUCUGGUGGCGGCAGUAGUGGAAUGGGAAUGUACAGAAUUUCUGGUAGAAAUAGAGAAGCAUAUCUGAUUCAAGGCACCGAGUCAAACCCUCGUUUAGCAAGUCCACCUCUUGAAUCAUUUCCCACCAUGUAUAGCGAAGGAGGCCCAGAGUUUGUAGUUGAACCGGGCUUGUAUUACCCUACUGCCACUAACUAUGGGUAUAUCUGUACAGGAUUUGAAUCACCCGGCUAUUGGGAUGACCACCAUAGGUUUUUUGGUCUGGAUGGUCAAGAAGUUCAGUACUCGGGUGCGGAAACUGAAAGUUUGCCAUAUGUAUAUUAUUCACCUAGCUACGGAUAUGCAGAGUCUUCAUAUAACCCUUGCUACCCUUACAUUCCUGGUGCUAUGCUAGGAGUUGAUGACCCAUUUAUAGGCUCACAACAGUAUUACACCAUCCCGUCUUAUGAAAUCCCCAUGUAUUCUCCUGCUUACUACCCCAUGGUAUUUCAAUCUGAGCCAGAGAUCAUCUCAAGUAAUGGAGCAGCACCCUUAGACACUGGUUCCUUUAGUGAAAAAAGUGUUGAUGGGCAAGGACUGAAGAAUAAAGUGCCUUCCACACCUGCAAAUUUACUAACAGUACCAAGGCCUGCUUCAAAUCAGACACGUUCCUCUGCUAGGGUAUCAGAAGGCCCUAAAGCUAAUGUUGGACCAAGUAAGCUUCCUGCAGCACAGGGAGGCUUUAUAUCUGGUAGUUUUUCCAGUUCGCCAUCGUCACACGUGCUCCAGGGUAGAGGUGCUCAAGCUGUAGAUAACAUUUCACACGGGAAGACUUCAUUCCGACGUGGCCAAAUAAAAAUGGCAUUGUCUUCCAGUACUGGCUUGUCUAAAUUCGGAUCAAGUGCUAAUGGCCAGACUUCAAUGGAAAAGAGUCGGUCCAAGUCCUACCAUGGCAGAGUUUCAAAUGACGUAAAUGGAAGUCCAGAUGGAUCGACUGAACAAAAUCAAGGCCCUAGAAGCAACCAAUCCAAAAAUCAUUUCGCUGUUAAAGCCUACACAACCAGAGCUGGAGAGAGCGAUGCACAAGGGAACAUCAUUAUUUAUACUGAUCAACAUAACAGGGAUGAUUUUCCAAUAGAUUACAUGAACGCAAAGUUCUUUGUAAUCAAAUCAUACAGUGAGGAUGAUGUGCACAAGGGUAUUAAAUACAGUGUUUGGUCAUCGACCCCAAACGGAAACAAGAAGCUGCAGAGUGCAUAUGAAGAUGCCUGUAGAAUAGCUGCUGGAGAGAAAAGAGGCUGUCCUAUCUUCCUGUUCUUUUCUGUUAAUGCAAGUGGCCAAUUCUGUGGUGUUGCAGAGAUGACUGGCCCCGUUGACUUCCACAAGGAUAUGGAUUUCUGGCAGCAAGAUAAAUGGAUUGGAAGCUUCCCUGUGAAGUGGCACUUUAUAAAAGAUGUAUCUAAUCCCAACUUUCGGCACAUCAUUUUAGAGAACAAUGAGAAUAAGCCUGUAACUAAUAGCAGAGAUACACAAGAGAUAAGGUAUAAACAAGGUAUCGAGAUGCUUAAAAUUUUCAAAAACUACAAAUGGAAGACAUCUUUACUUGAUGAUUUCAUGUACUAUGAAAAUCGACAAAAGAUCAUGCGGGAGGAGAAAACUCGGUUACUGGUCAAAGGCUACGGAAGUUCAUUCCUUAUUCCUGCAUUGGAUCCCCCCCGGAAGCACAAUUUUCUGUUUGACAUGACUUCUGGAGAAGAGCAGAAAACUACCAAGCCUAGUGAACUUAAUAGCUCGGAUUCUGAUGCCAGCAGCCUAAGUAUUGCUAAGGGAAAUUGUGAGCGCAUUGUGGAUGAACCAAAAGAGGAUUAUGCAUCUUCAGUGAAGAUUGGUUCACUCACAAUCAACCGAAAAGAGGCUGUAUCUAAAGCAGAAGCUGCAUCUAAUGUGGCUACAGUAGGAGAUACCAAGGCCGUUGACACACUCACAGUCGGCUCGAUGCCUGUCAGAGUCAACAAUGGCAACUCAUCUGGUUUCUUAACAGUUGGGACUAUCCCAAUCGAUCCUCCUAAACCACUGCACCAUGAAGCAGAUUUUACGAAAAGCGAAACUCAUCGUUGAUGAUGGAAUGGUAUCUUAGUGUUCGAAUGUGUUGGUUCUUGUUCCUUACUAGUAAAAGAAUGUGUACUCUUGUUAGGUCAAGUGUUUUACUCCCUCCGUUCAAUUAUUUAGUUCUUUCUUGAGAAUCGUUUUGUUUUGCGAAUCAGAAAACAAAAGUACUUUUUUGCAUAAUUUUUUUGACUUUUUUCGCACCAAUUGGAAGACCCUUUAAAUUGGUGUGACAAAGAUCAUAACGUUAUGUAUGGAAGUGCUUUUUGUUUUGGUAAUCAAAACGACACGGUUUCAAAAAAGAAAGAUCAUGGGAUGGAUAGAGUAAUAUAGUUAGUUCCUCUAUUUGUUUUUCCUUUUUACAGCCCUUCUUUGGGUUGGUCUGCUGUAUGUUCAGCUGUUUCUAAUGUCUUGUGUCUUUUUUUAUGGGGGAUUAUGGAGGUGUUUGGCUGAUUUAACAGGAAUACAGUGUGUCAAAUCCUUUCCUUUCUCCCUUUUU